UGUGCAUUCCCAGCGCCCAGGCUACUUCGCACCAGCCAAACAAAGGUGCCGCAUGGCUGACAUCCUCACUCCAUAUUGGCAAAAUAAGGCCAGGCUGAUGCAGGAAAAGGACCUUGUCCACAUGGCGGUAUACUUGCUGAACUCCUGGAAUGACACUCUGCCGGGAUUGGCCCUAGAUACACAUAUCCUGCUGAAAUUCUAUCAUCCUCACUCAAGCAAAGACAGAAAUAUUACUUUAACGUAUCAACAACUUAAAGAAGUAACAGUUCAAAUAGCCAGCCAGCUUGAUAUUGAAGUCCCAGACAAAGUGAACUUUGCUUUGCAGUCAUACACAGAAUCCCUGAUGUCAUCUGAUGAACGAACUCUCCUGUUUAGUGUUUAUAGCACCCUCCGCUGCUUUUUCAUUGAUGUAAAAAAGAUUCACUUUUUAUUCUCCCUCUUGAAGUGCCGUGCUGACAACAAAGUCAAUUGCUAAUCCUGUAUUUACACCUUUUCUUUCUGAAAUAUUUUCUAAUGUUUCAUUCUUGGAAUGCUUAUGUUGAUA
This is a messenger RNA of Heterocephalus glaber (naked mole-rat), 544 nucleotides long. The record is from RefSeq and is a predicted model, not a curated record. NCBI's taxonomy places the organism in Eukaryota, Metazoa, Chordata, Mammalia, Rodentia, Bathyergidae.